AAUUUAUUCAGGAUGCCGGAGCCAAACCAAAUAUCAAUUCACUUUGGUGUCAGAUUCAGAGGAUUACAACAAUUUUAGACACAAAGAUUAAGUAUUAAAAUCGUCGGACUCGGGGAUUGUGUUACCAAAAGCAACGCGACCCGAUUCUGGUUCCUUUGCCCAGGAGGGUUAGGUUAACGCGUUAGUACGAGGGAAUUGAGGAAUUUUUCAAUUUUUAGUUGUUGAUUGGGAUCCGUGUAAGAUGUCACGGUCACCAGUGAGCGAUAGACCCUUGGAGAGUGGGAGGGAGAACGGGUGUUGUCGGCAAACUAACAAUAAGACGAAGAGCCUGCAGCUCCUCCAUCAUAUGACUGAUUCACAGAAGCCGCUGGUAGCGAGAUGUGAAUCUGAAGGAGUGGAAAUCACAGCGGUAAGGAUGCCAGGUAAACGAGAACAUAUCGUAAACUUCGUCUCACGGUCACGUAAGGGCACGGGAGAGGAUGAAGUCCGUGUGUCGGGAGGAGCAGGUUAUCGACAUCGCAAUCGUCGAUGUCCACCAAACUGCAUGAAGAGCAUCCUUUGUUUCGCCGUCCUCAUCCUCUUCAUCAUCACUUUCGUAUUAGUCGCGCUCCUUGUACGGGGCACAUGUGAUCACCUUUUCAACGCGUCCUCGAACACGAGUGUUGUAGAGACCGUAAUCACACCUAGAACAGAACAGGCGACUGAUGCCAAGCCCUCAUCCUCACCAUUAGUGUGGGAAAACUUCCGAUUGCCUACCAACCUGAAGCCGUCCCAUUACGAACUUAGCUUAAGAACUGACAUUCACCGUGGCAUCUUCGCUGGUAACAUCACCGUUCACUUCACAUGCCUCAAAGAGACAGAUGUCAUCCUACUGCACACAAAAGAUCUGAACUACUCUGUCGAAUCAUUCCGAUUUCUCAAAGAAGGGGGAAACGAAGAAGUCAAUUCAAACGGACCGCCUACUUUCUAUGAAAAGAAUGACUAUCUCGUCCUUCGGACUGUCUCCCCCUUGGAUCAGGGAACGAGGUAUUCACUUAGUAUGCAGUAUGUGGCCGUAUUCAAUGCCAACCUUCUAGGUCUCUACCAAGGCAAGUACGUCACAUCUCAAGGAGUCACAGAACACUAUGUCGCAUCUUUCUUGUCGCCUAUCAACGCUCGACGCGUCUAUCCGUGCUUCGACGAACCCGCCUUUAAAGCAAACUUCUCAAUCAGUAUCAUCCACCCCGUCGGUUACAGCGCCUUCUCUAACAUGGACGUCAUUAAUCGACAGACAAAUCCGACGACCACGGGUGAUGGUGAGGCUUGGGAAACGACUUCGUUCAGGACCACGCCAGUGAUGUCGACUUACCUAGUUGCUUUCCUUGUGUGCAAAUUCCAAAGCAAAGUGCAAAUUGUCAGGGAAGGAGUUGAGUUUCGAGUUUUGGCAAGAGACGAUGUAAUUGACCAGGCAAACUUCGCGCUCGAUAUUGGGGUCAGGCUUUUCAACUUUCUGGAAGAUUACAGUGGUUUUGAUUACCCAUUGCCCAAAUUAGACAUGGUAGCCUUGCCCCAGCUUGUAGUAGCUGGUAUGGAGAAUUGGGGGCUGGUGACAUACCGAGAAUCAUACAUGCUUUACGAUGAACGAGAGACACCGACAGAAACACUUCAAGAGAUAGCUUUUGUAAUCGCUCACGAACUUGGCCAUCAGUGGUAUAGUAACUUGGUUACUCAGGUUUAUUGGGAUGAGCUUUGGCUGAAGGAAUGCUUUGCGACAGUCAUGGGAAAGAUCGCUCUUGAAGAACUAUUUCCAGAGUGGGCAAUGUGGGAUGAGCAAUUUGUGGUGAAGGAUUUGCAGAUGGUAAUGAAACUGGAUUCCUUGGUGACGUCACAUCCUAUCCAGCAACCUGUUACUAAAGUGGGUGACAUCAUGGACAACUUUGACAUGAUCAGCUAUCAGAAAAGUCCGGCCAUUCUUCGAAUGCUUCAACACAGCAUAAGAUAUGAAACCUUUAAGGAGGGUCUUGAGAUUUGUAUCGAAACCACUUACCAGUCAAGACAAUUAAGGAUGAGUUAG
Messenger RNA from Lytechinus variegatus (green sea urchin), 2053 nucleotides. RefSeq names its product aminopeptidase N-like. Gene Ontology annotation, biological process: proteolysis; peptide catabolic process. Gene Ontology annotation, molecular function: zinc ion binding; peptide binding; metalloaminopeptidase activity. The record is from RefSeq and is a predicted model, not a curated record. Gene Ontology annotation, cellular component: cytoplasm. Bases 242 to 2053 code for a protein of 603 amino acids. Lineage: Eukaryota; Metazoa; Echinodermata; Echinoidea; Temnopleuroida; Toxopneustidae. The transcript has 8 exons.